Messenger RNA from Rotaria socialis, 1530 nucleotides. The record is from the annotation of a GenBank genome assembly. NCBI's taxonomy places the organism in Eukaryota, Metazoa, Rotifera, Eurotatoria, Philodinida, Philodinidae.
AUGGCAGCUACAUUCAACGAUACGGAUGGUCGAAUGCAAUUUCUUACUGACUGUAUUCAUUUUCUUAAUGGCAUAUGUAACAAAGGUGAUAGAUGUCGAUUUCGUCAUUGUUCAACGGCUGCCAAUCAACUAAACAAAUGCUUUAAAUGGCCUACAUCGUGUAGAGAUGAAAACUGUCGCUAUCGACAUCCAUCCUUGCCAAAGGCAAUCAAUAAUCAAUCUUUGCCUCUGUUUCCAAUGCCAUCAGAACGAGCUGACCUUAAUAGACGGCAAGUAUCACAAGCAGAAAGUCCUGCGAGUAUUUUCUGGGAUAUCGAGGAUGUAUACGUCCCGAACAAUCAAAAAGCUUUUGAUAUCGUUCAACGUAUUCGUCAACGGGUGAUUCUCGAGCUCAAUUUGCGGGAAUCUGGUUUUACUUGCUAUUGUGAUAUUGCCUCGAUUUCAAUAGAAACUCAGCGUAGUCUACUACACGCUAACGUGCGCACCGUUCAUGUACCAUCACAUAAACCGGGUAGCGUUCAUCGUCAAAUUUUACUCGAUCUCGACCGAUUCGAACGAGCACAUCGUCCACCGGCCGUUAUCGUGCUUAUUUCGGAUGCAGUCGAGUUUUUAGGUAAACUUACUGAUUUGCGUCAUCAAGCUGGCUUCAAUAUCAUUACCAUAAGCAACAACUCACAGUCAGAAGAUACGUUUAAGUCUAUUGUUAACAUGCAUUACGACUGGAAUAUGUUUAUCAGAUCAGAGAGGCAUACAUCUUUGGCGCGAACCAGUAACAGGCGCAACAAUAGCUUCGCCGAAAUAAAAAAUAGUUUAUCAACAUCGAAGAUUACUUGUUUUCAAUGUGCAAAAGAAUUCGACAAUGAGCGUGCACUACAACAGCAUCAAGAAGACAAACAACAUUUAUAUGAAUGUUCAAUGUGUGACGUUGCCUUCUUCACUGCAGCCGCUCUCAAACAACACGAACGAAAAGAGAAGCAUUUCAAAAAGUCCUUCAAACAAAACAAACCCUAUGAUCACAUGGAUACUUUACCUUCUUCAACAACAUUAUCACAUAGAAAUCGUGUAUUCGAUUGUCCUCAAUGCAUAUAUGGAUUCGAUACCGAACAUGCUCUAUUCGCACAUCAAGAAAGAGAUAAUCAUUUUUUUAGAUGUCCGCAAUGCUCUCAAGGUUUUUUCUCUCAUGUCGAUCAGCUACAGCAUCAAAGAGACACUAAUCAUGGCGAACCUGAUUUUACUUGUGACUUAUGUGGGAAAAGUUUUUUCACAGAAGUGAGUCUUAUUCAACAUAAGAAAAGCACUGGCCAUGGUGACUUGAACCUCGUUCCAUUUCCUCCUGACUUGCAAUUGCCAGUACAGCCUUUGUCGAUAAUGCCUAAUCAAUACGCCACGCAAAUCUGGUCUCCUACACCAAGUAACACUGAAAUUGUUCCUAAUUCAACUUCCGAUAACAUGAACACGACAACAGGGAUUAUACGUACGGGCGCCGAGAUUGUCAUAGCUCUUAUCGAAGCCUGGAACUCGAAGAAAUAA